This is a messenger RNA of Elgaria multicarinata webbii, 2228 nucleotides long. RefSeq lists its product as uncharacterized. The coding region runs from base 114 to 740 and encodes 208 amino acids. The transcript is spliced from 2 exons. The record is from RefSeq and is a predicted model, not a curated record. Lineage: Eukaryota; Metazoa; Chordata; Lepidosauria; Squamata; Anguidae.
UCCCCAUUGAAGCAAAGACAGGUCACAGGCUUUCGAGGGCAAUCUCCAUCGGAUCAGGAGGAUCACACCAUCUAGUAGGACUCAAGAAACAGAGAGUGUCAUCCUUGGAAGAGAUGGAUAAGUGUAUAUCAACCCGGCCUGAAGUGCUCAGCGUGGAGAACAUUGCAAAGGUGCGCAAUCGCCUGGAAUCCCUGGGUGCUCUUUCCGAUGCGCUGGAAACAUGCCUAGAUCACACCCUGCUGAAAUUUAGCCGUGAAGAGAGUUGCUUGCAGGAGAAUGCCCGGCUAGUGAUACGUUGUGAGGAGAAGAAGCUGGAGUUUAUCUCAGGCAAGGGAGAGAGUAGCAUUGAAGUGUCCUUUGUGGAGGGCUUUCCUUGUUAUAAAGUCCAUCUCCCCAAAUUUGGCGAAGCAGUCGAGAUGUCAUCCUGUGGGCGGUUGCUGUUGAGCGUGGAGAACCUGGAGAAGAUAGCCCGUGAGAUCAUCUCCUGGAGGGAAAUGACCAAAGGCCUGAAGGCUUGCUUGGAAUACGGCUGGAGCCAUUUUGCCCAAGAGCCCCUCCGUGUGCAGGACAAUUGCCGGAUGGUGAUAGACACCGAUGGAAGAAAGCUGGAGUUAAUUUCUGGUGAAGGGGGGAAUUACAUUCAUGUCUACCGGAAGAGGAAUAGAAAGAUCCAAUAUGAUAUUCAGUUGUCUACCUUUUUGGAUAGCUUUGUGAGAGCUCUCACUCCCACUGUUUGGUAACCAAACUUUGCCAAUAUAUGCAUAACAUAAUGGGUGGACACAAGGAAUACAAGAUUUAUUCUGUUCUUUGCCUCGCUGUCCUCUGCAUUUUUGCUAGACAGGCGGUUUUUCCCAUCUAACUGGGGUGCUUCGAAGGGGGAGGAAAGGAGUCUGGAGAGGCCUUGUGAUAACUUGUAUCCCAGCCUCUCUGGUUCUUGCCCAAGGGAGGGGGGGGAGGAGUUCGAAUCCACGAGUCCAAAGUAUGCUAUGGCCUCCCAGAUGCUGUCUAGGGGCCAUAGCAUAGUUCCCUUACUGAAUUUUUUAGAUCUUUACACUGUUGCUGGGUUUUACUUUGGUUUUACACAGUAAUGUUAAACUUUUUGAAGUUUUAUAUUAUGUUUUAUCAUGUUGUAUUUUACAAGUUUAAUUGUUAUGAACUGCCCCGAGAGCCUUGACUAUUGGGCACUAUAGAAAUGUAAUAAAUAAGUGAAUACAUUUACUUUCCCCACUAGUUUAAAUGCUGCCAUCUCUGUUUUUUAAACUGGUGCAGGGUGAAAGGAAAAGAAAGGAAAAGCAAGGUGCUCCCUUCUGCCCCAAGGCAUUACAGUCCCCCAAGACUGCUAAAAACGUCUGCCAUAAUUUGCCCCCUCCAAAUUCAGAUCUGGAUCAGUGGCUCUUCUCUGAGCGCCCCCUGCCAUCAGAGAUGUGGUGGAUGGCAACCAGACCAAAAACCUUUGCUGUAGCCCCGUCUCUGACUAUGGAAUGCUCUUCCAAAGAGCUGCUUACCUGGAGCCUAUCUUUAGGUAUCUGCUGAAGACUUUUAUAUUCACCCAGGCAUUUAACAGGUUAACAACACAAUCUGGAAGAUUGGAAAGACCCAUUGUGCGUUGCCUGAACUGAGCGUGAAGGAAUUUUUCUGCUCAUUUUUUUGAUGCCACAAAUGAUUUGUUUUUCCUCUUUUUAAGAAAGCUCAUGUUUAAAAGCAGGAUCAAAGCUUUAAAAAUAAUAAAUAUGUAAAGCUGUGCUUUGUUUCUAGAAGAGGCAUAUUUGCUUUAUACAUGUACAUAUACAUAUAUGCUCAUAAUUCAUUUUACUUGCCCUCUAUCUCAGAGAGAACGAGAGGUCCUUUCUACACGGAAGGAUUAUCCCAGGAAAAUGGAGGGAUCGUCCCUGCUUGCUCGUGGGAUCCCCUCUGUGUCAUUUGGAUGCACAGGGAUGAUCCCGGGACGAUCUCGGGGGGGGGGGGGGGAGGCAGGUGUAGAAAUGGCCAGAGAGAGAGAGAGAUGUCAAGCUGUUGGUCAUGUGCAAGUGAUGUUUCCCAGCCUGGUGGCCUCAGGAUGCUUUUGACUUCAAUAACCAUCAGCCCCAGCCAACAUGGCCAAUAGUCAAGAAUGUUGAGGGCUGUUGUCUAGGGUACCAUGUUGGGGAAAACUGUUGGCGGGGUAGGAAGGAUUGCCUGUGACUAGUUAGGUGUGUUGCAAUUGGAAUUAAAGGGAGCUUAAAAUGGCA